AUGGGAUUCAUUCAUGGAGCGGAACCUGAGGAUAGAUCUAUAUCUGGCAGUGAGACGGUCGUUUACUCGGAUGCGGUGGUUAACCCGGUAGAUCAGGAUCAGCAUAAUGCAGAAGUUGCGAAAUUGCGUGAUGAGAUAGCACAUGCCAAGGAGGAGCUAAACGCAGAGAAUACUAGGAUGGCUGCGGAGCAGGCCGCGUUGGAUGCUCAAGUGCAGCGGAUUCAGUCGGAGUCUUUCCGGCUCAUGAUGGAUCAGAACGCUUCAAACGAACUCAAGAUGCCGGGUUACAAGGGUACUAUCAAAGUGCAUGGAAGCUGGAAGAUAGCUUUGGAAUGUGAAGAAGGGGACGCGGCUUAUGCUGAAUCCAUCCCCACCCGCCGCCACCCCCACUCACCCACCCACCGCUCACCCACCCUCUCCCCUCGACUCCCCAGAUCCUUCCUCGCGCUUGGUCACGCCGCCCUCCUCCUCUCUGCGCUCCAUGGCCGGCACCGCAGCCUCGUCUCCACGGCCGGCACCGUACCCUCUACGCUGGCUCCGCAGCCCCUCCUACGACCGCGCCCAGAGCACGACGGUGCCGCUGUUGCACGCACUAAUUCCCUCACCCUCCGCCGCCGUUGCCCUCUCGCCCUCCACCGCCGUCCCCUCCAAUUCCCUCACCCUCCGCCGGCGACAUCCACCCUCCCCCUCGCCUUCUUUCCCUACAUAGGCCCAAGAUGGAGCCGGUCAGACGGCUCUCCGAGAUCCGCGACGGCCACAGCGCAUACGCGCCCCCUCCACCUCGUCGUCACGGGAUUCGAGCUUGGCCGCGACGGAGGUGCUGGAGGUUUUCUCCUUCCCCACAAUCGUGCGCCGCGGGAGGUGCCCCCGUGCGUUUCUUCUCGGGUGACGACACAGCCGUGCGGUGGGUGGGAUUUGACGCCGCUCUUCCGCUCCGCGCGAGGAGGGAGUCGGCGGCGGCUCGGCUGCUCCGACUCCAUGGAGCCCUUCCAGAUGGAAUACCUUGAGGAGCGCCCCAUCUCCCUGUGGACUGAGAAGACCACCGAGAAGGAGCAGUUCAGUGUUGGCUUCUACCCCAUCUCCCUUGCCGAGAGGGUCGUCGUCAGCACGAAGCACAACAACGACGAGCAGUACGUGUGGGAGUCCCAGGCUGGUCGUUCUUUCACCGUCACUUGUGAUACGUCUGGGGAGCAGCUCGGCAGGGGUACCAAGAUGGUCCUCUACCUCAAGGACGACCAUUGCCUACUGUACUGAUAUGAAAGGUCAAGCAUGGAGGUUUCAAGAGCAUCCCUUCGUCCUGGUAAUGUUUUUUUGUUCCUUCUUAGUGUGCUGUAGUGGAUCCUCUGAAUCAAAUCAUGUUUCCUUUGUUCAUCUUAAUUAGAACAUUUGGCCAUUUGCGAAUUAUGGUUUGUUAAUUGUAGAUUAUUUUUCUGGUGUGCCCGGCAGAACUCUGCAGUUUGCUUGCUUUAGGACAACACGAGAUCUGAUUUCUCUCAAUGUUCAACGCCAAGGAUCUCAAUGUGGGGUGUGCUACUACUACGGUGCCCACAUUUGCUUCCAUUUCUUCUCACAAGCAUAUGCACCUGCACGUCUAGUCUGUGGGCGACUGAGGAAGGCAUGUUGUCUGUUUUCUUGAAGGCCGUUUUGUUUGUUCCCAGCCCUAACUACGGUUGUCCAGCUAGUUCGGCAUGUUGUUCAUAUCACUAUGGUAGUCCAACGAGUUUGACAUGUUGUGAGUUUGGCAUGUUCAUGACGGGAGCAGGUGCCAGUUUGUGAUUGCUUGUAAAGCUUGUAAAGUACUGUAUUACACUUGUAGUCAUUACUGUGAUUGCCACUGUAUUACAGUUGUAAGGAUCAGUGGCAGAUUGCCACUGUAUUACAGUUGUAAGGAUCUGGUUGCUCUUAUUUGAA
Molecule: messenger RNA, 1911 nt
Organism: Aegilops tauschii subsp. strangulata
Lineage: Eukaryota; Viridiplantae; Streptophyta; Magnoliopsida; Poales; Poaceae
Source: RefSeq, a predicted model, not a curated record